CAAAAUUUAUGUAGAGCAUCUUAUGGCAGUGAGCUCCAGGGCCACCAGGUGCAGAUGCCCACUGGGUCUGCUCGGGAUCACUGUCCGCAGAGCAUCGACGGGUCAAAAGGGUGCCGCUCCGGCAGCUUGAGAUCGGAUCAUCGCGUUUGGCACCUGCCUGAGUGGGCCAAAGAGGAGCAACGACCUCCUGGGCAAAUGCGUGUACUGGGGGCGGCAGCGUUGUUGCCGCUGGGCAUGGGCUCGCUGGCCGUGCACUUCGCGGGAUCGGAUCCGAGCGAUGCCGAGGCGAUCGAGUCGUCGCAGGUACCAUCAGCUUCUGAUUUUGCACGUCUCAGUCUCAACUGGUCUUUGCACUACGCUGGCGCUCUGUUGUCCUGCGCUGGAGCUAUGCACUGGGGGAUGCAGCUGGCCGAGCUUGGGGUACCAAAGCGGAGCGACUACAUGAGCCUGUAUUAUCUCUGCCGCUACAGUGCGCCCGCGGUUUUUGUCUUCUUCGGUUGGGUCGGCUCCGUAUUCAGCACUGCCUUGCCCUUUGAGGCAGCCCUGUGGUUGCUGAGCGGCUUUGCCGGCUUGCUCAGUUUCGAUUUCUUGGCGGGGGCGUUUCGCGUCACUCCCGCCUGGUGGUUUCGCUGGCGAGCGGGAUUUGGUCUCUCAGCUAUCACCUGCAUCCUGGUGCUGCUGCUAAGUGAGCGGAAUCUGUACCUGGGCCAAAAGCCCAAGAUGCGGAUCUGA
Molecule: messenger RNA, 732 nt
Organism: Symbiodinium pilosum
Lineage: Eukaryota; Dinophyceae; Suessiales; Symbiodiniaceae
Source: the annotation of a GenBank genome assembly